This is a messenger RNA of Cladophialophora immunda, 948 nucleotides long. RefSeq lists its product as uncharacterized. The record is from RefSeq and is a predicted model, not a curated record. The transcript has 3 exons. Gene Ontology annotation, cellular component: mitochondrion. The coding region runs from base 1 to 948 and encodes 315 amino acids. Gene Ontology annotation, molecular function: 3-hydroxyisobutyrate dehydrogenase activity; NAD binding; NADP binding. Gene Ontology annotation, biological process: L-valine catabolic process. NCBI's taxonomy places the organism in Eukaryota, Fungi, Ascomycota, Eurotiomycetes, Chaetothyriales, Herpotrichiellaceae.
AUGAGUGAUAAUUAUCUUUUCGUUGGAUUGGGCGCAAUUGGGUAUCCUAUGGCCAGUAACAUUCGUAAAAGAAUACCGAGCACUUCAACGCUCUACAUCUAUGAUGUGUAUGUCCCGACACUGGAGCGGUUCGUGGCUGAAUAUGGUGCCCUUGGUCCCAUUAAGGCCGUCAAAUCUGUCAAGGAGGGAGCAGCCGACGCAAAGGUGGUCAUCUCGAUCGUCCCGACGGCUGAUAAUGUUCGACAAGUGUACCUGGAUGAAACCUCCGGCUUGAUUGGAGCUGGAAAGGAACCGGAGAGAUUGAUUCUGGAGUGCAGUACCAUUGAGUCUGCGAAAUCGAAGGAGAUCGGCGAGAAGUUGAAAGAAGGUGGAUAUGGAACUUAUGUCGAUACUCCCGUCUCGGGUGGCGUCAUAGUUGCCGGAGCAGGGACACUUUCAUUCAUGAUCGGUGCCGCAAAAGGUUCGUCUGGGCACGAGAGAAUUCACGAGGUCCUCUCCAUGAUGGGUUCACCAGCGAAGUUCUUCUGGUGUGGAAAACUGGGCGUCGCCCUUGCAGCAAAGAUUGCCAACAAUUAUUUGUCCUGUUCGUUCCUCCUGCUCAUCGUUGAAGCCUUCGCUAUGGGCGUCCGCUGUGGCGUUGACCCACAUAUUCUUCAUGAAGUCAUUCAGAACUCCAGUGGACAGAGUUUCAUGGGUGACCACGUCUGUCCAGUGCCUGGAGUGGUCUCCCAUGCACCAAGCAGCAAUAACUGGAAGCUGGGGUUCAAGACGCAGAUGAUGAUCAAGGACGUCGGGUUGGGAGCCGAAGCUGCGAGGCAGGUGGGGAUUGAACCAAGGAUGGCAGAUACGGCGAUCGCGAUCUGGAAGGAGGCAGCGCAGGAUCCAAGGUGCGUGGAUAAGGAUGGAUCGAGCAUUUGGCUGCGUAUAAACGAUAUCAAGGACGAGUAG